AUGGCUCUGUUUUUCAACCGUAUCUCGAAGCUCUCUGCAUUGAGAGACAAUGCUCGUUUCUUCUCAUCAUUGCCUCAGUCCCCGUAUUUGCUGCUUGGAAGCAACACCUUGCGAGAGUCUCAGGAGGGCAUAAUCGUAAAUCACUGGUUUUUCGACCCGAGAACGGUAGAGAGAGUGUAUAGCAAGGAGAAGAAGCUUCCCAAGGAGCUCAAUGGGCAAACUCUUGUGGGAGCACCACAAGGUUGGGUCGCUUCCGUGGGUAACAAGGACCUUACCGUGCACAUCACGGAUCUUUACAAGCCAUGCGUCUCAUCUCCAAGAGUCAUAUCAUUACCUCCACUCGACUUUAAACCCUCAAUACAUGCCACGGAAGUGUCUCUCUCUACUUGUGAUCCUGCUCAAAACGAUUUUAUUGUGGCUGCAAAGUUCAGUGAGUGUCGGCUAAGCGUAUGCAAGCCUUAUUGGGAUGCUAAGUGGACUCACAUAGAGACCGCUUACUCGCUUUUACCAGCCUCUGAUCUCAUAUAUUCCAAGAGAGACAAAGCUUUCUACUUUACAAGUUUUAAGGGUCUCUACAUCGGUACUUUAGAUCUCAGCAAUAAGAAGCUUAAGUACCAACAUCUACGCCUUCGAAACCUGCCUAAGAUCCCUGAAGUAGGUUGGGAGAUAUUGGAUCAAUGUUUCAUGAGCAAACACUUGGUGGAAUCUACCUCUGGUGAACUUUUCUUCAUCAAGUGGUACACACAGUGCAUUCGCAGACCGUACAUUAACAAAGAGGACAAAGAUUCGGAAUACGAAGUCAUCCAUAGCAUUACCAAGCGGUUCAUGGUCUUUAGGGAAGAUGGUAAAAGCAUAGACUUUUGUUACAUGGAAGAUAUUGGAGAUCUCUGCAUCUUCCUUGGCAGCAUGAAUGAAUCCUUCUCUGUCUCGGCAAACAUGUACCCAGGGCUCAAGCCUAACUCCAUCUAUUACAUUGGCCCGGGGCUUGGUUCUUACGAUCUAGCUUCCGGUACUGUCCGUCCCUACAAUCCCCCAGCCUCAGGUGGACCCUCGAGCUCGCUGGUCCGUGCCCCUUUCUGGCUUCAUCCCGCUGAUCCCAUUGCGUAA
Arabis nemorensis is the source of this 1107-nucleotide messenger RNA. Lineage: Eukaryota; Viridiplantae; Streptophyta; Magnoliopsida; Brassicales; Brassicaceae. The record is from the annotation of a GenBank genome assembly.